AUGGGAAAAGGGGAGGGGCGUUCCACUUCUGCCAAUGGGUGGAAAUUUGGUUCAGCGUCUGAGGCUGGUUACGCUGGUCAUAACUCUUCGAGCUCGGUACAUACUUCGCAGGGUUCAUCUUCUAGACCUGUAGUUCGUGGAGGGCAUUCUGGUCAUUCAGGUUCCUCUCAUCAGCCUGCGUCUCGUAGGCGUUGCUUUGAGUGUGGUGAUAUGGGACACUUUAAUGGUAGAGGUGGUUCUCAUUCAGGUAGAGGUGGUUCUCCUUCUGGUCGAGGUGGUGGUCGUGGAGGUUCACAAUCUGAUGGUCCAGCAGACCCAUUCAUGCUGCUAUACCAGCGUCUGAGGCUGGGUUCAUCUUCUAGACCUGUAGUUCGUGGAGGGCAUUCUGGUCAUUCAGGUUCCUCUCAUCAGCCUGCGUCUCGUAGGGGUUGCUUUGAGUUUGGUGAUAUGGGACACUUUGUGAGAGACUGCCCUAGGACCAGACGUCUUGGCUUACAUUAG
This is a messenger RNA of Solanum pennellii, 501 nucleotides long. Its product is annotated as DNA-binding protein HEXBP-like. Bases 1 to 501 code for a protein of 166 amino acids. Lineage: Eukaryota; Viridiplantae; Streptophyta; Magnoliopsida; Solanales; Solanaceae. The record is from RefSeq and is a predicted model, not a curated record. Gene Ontology annotation, molecular function: zinc ion binding; nucleic acid binding. The transcript is spliced from 4 exons.